Cercospora beticola is the source of this 1049-nucleotide messenger RNA. RefSeq names its product peptidylprolyl isomerase ESS1 (gene ESS1). Lineage: Eukaryota; Fungi; Ascomycota; Dothideomycetes; Mycosphaerellales; Mycosphaerellaceae. Gene Ontology annotation, cellular component: nucleus; cytosol. The record is from RefSeq and is a predicted model, not a curated record. Gene Ontology annotation, molecular function: protein binding; peptidyl-prolyl cis-trans isomerase activity.
CGCGUUGCCAGGCACGCACGCACGAGCGAUCCUCACUCACCAACUUUCUGGCCGCAGGUCGUUCACCAGACUGUACUGUUUACUUCCGCGUACACUACUGCCCUCUCGUCCACACCGGAACCAGCGCGCUGUUGCAUGUGACAGCCGAGAUAGCCUGAUCGACCAGGGACUUGUUAUCAAGCUCGAGAUCUGGCCUGCCCGCGCGAUCCUGACAAACCGCUUUCAGCGAUCACGUUUUGCUUCCCCACAUUCAUCGCAAUCAUGGCUACCGGACUUCCAGCAGGCUGGGAAGUGCGCCAUAGCAACAGCAAGAAUUUGCCGUACUACUUCAAUGCGGCCACCAAGGAGUCGCGCUGGGAGCCUCCGGCCGAGACUGACAGCGAGACUCUCAAGCACUACAUGGGUCAAUACCACACUGCCAACCUGCGCGCUGAUGGUGCCCAGCAGCAAAACCUGGACGGCAAGAUCCGCGCUGCGCAUCUGCUCGUGAAGCACAAGGACUCACGCCGACCAUCAUCAUGGCGUGAGUCUGAGAUCACUCGCUCCAAGGAAGACGCCAGGGAAAUCAUCCGCGGCUACGAGAGCAAGAUCCGGAAUGGUGAGACGAGUCUGGGCGAUCUUGCCGUCACUGAAAGCGACUGCUCCUCGGCUAGAAAGCGUGGUGAUCUCGGCUUCUUCGGCAAGGGUGAUAUGCAGGCAGAAUUUGAGCAGGCUUCCUUUGCCCUCAAGCCCGGGGAGAUUUCGCAAAUCAUCGAAACACAGUCUGGUUUGCAUCUUAUCGAAAGACUGGAGUAGCUUCCGAGCGCACAAAGCACAGAGAUACAGUAUCAGAGACAUGUUCUCGAGCCCAUGGCGAUCUGAGCAACAGACCUGUGUUAGUGUCACGAUCCCUGAGCCGAGUGACUUUUUGGACAGCAAGAAGCAAGCAAGUCAUCAAUAGGCGAUGUGCAUGCAGUCACGUAAUUUCCUGAAUGCGGACUAUUGCAAAGUUCUGAACGCGUGCAAGUGGUGCCCCUUUGUCUCGAGUCGAAACUUCGAUCUGUCCCGAC